GGUACCACUCUUCCAGCCUUGGCACCAAAGUGGCGCACCACGACAUGCACAGCUGAACGAGGAGUGCGCCUUUGAAGAUGUUUGAUUGCCAAGCUACAAUUUCUGACUGAGUGACAAGCCUGUGGUGUAGUCGCCACCAUGAUAGCCACGGGUGGCCUGCUGCGCAUGAACAGGCGCCAGGAUUCGCUCCGAUCGAAAAACCGAGCGGAGAACAAACGGAAGAGGAAAUCCAAGAAAAAGAAGAAAAACGAUGUGGUGGUGGUGAAGGGCAAACUCAAUCUCUGCUCCCCUGCUGGUUUGGUGGCCGCUGUUGGAAUUAUAGUUCUUAUGGUUGGGAUUUCCAUGGCUGUACUGGGCUACUGGCCCAGCCAGAACCAGCAGGAAUACCAGGAGCGCCGCAGAACCGGGGGAUUUCACACCAGCAGGAUGAGCUAUUCCAAAAGUCCUCAGAUUACCUCCAACCUGACCCGUGGUGAGCCUUCCUCUGGCCAAUCAAAUCUGUUCAACCAGAGUCAUUCUAACACCAGUGUUUCCAGCCCGUCCCGUCACUGUGGCUUUUUCUGUGACUUCCUGGAUAACUAUUUGUAUUCAGACAACCUGAAAGUCUUCGGACCACUUGUGAUGGGAAUUGGUAUCUUUCUCUUCAUUUGUGCUAACGCCGUCCUCCAUGAAAACCGAGACAAGAAAACUAAAAUCAUAAACCUGAGGGAUAUCUACUCCACAGUGAUAGAUCUGCACAGCAUACGAUCAAAGGAGUACUCACCUCUGAACGGCAUGGUGAAUUACACCCAGUCAAAGAGUGCAGAAGGGCCGUCGGGUACAUUCCCAACAAGUGGGAUGCUUACUCGCAGUUCCUGGCCCUCCACUGGAAUCACUUUCAAAGGUGAGGUAGAUGGCGAGGAGGUAUUCAGACGCUCCUCAUUGGUCAGCAGGCCUCGUAGCUUGUCCAAAGAUGUGCAGAGCUUCACAGAGACUGUCUAUAGCAUCUAUAAAGACUACAGCAAUAGCAGUGAGCAGGCACCUCAGCCCCGACAAUGGGAGACCACCUCCAUCGUCACCUCUUCUGUGAACGCUUUUACCCUGCCAGUAAUCAAACUGAACAACUGUGAGGUGGGGGAGAAAGCAGAGGCAGAGGGAUGCUCAAAGGAGGAGGUUGUUAUAGAAGCUGCUGCUGAAAACAUAAGUGAGGAGGGACAGGCCAGCAGCAGCAGCCAGAGAGACGUGAUGUACGGUAAGCAGAAGGAGGCUUCGAUCAUGGACUCUCCUCCUCCUCACCGGAGCCACGAGGACACCGACACAGGUAUCCAAGAGGGGGUGCCGCAGGCUCAGCGUCAACCGCAGAGGCCUCAGCUGUUUCCGCCAUCUCCUGUUGCCAGGGCAAUGGGUUCACGGCUGUCGCUCAACUCUCUCACGGAUCAGCCCAGGCCAGCACGCCGCUGCAGCUUGUCUGUGUCUGGGUGCCGUCAAGGUGACAGAGCCAGGCGGUUCAGCUACCCCCGUCUGGAGCACUCCAACAGCAAGGGCUACAUAAAACUGAAUGACCUGGGGGGUGAAUCCUUCGAAGCCCCCGACGCAGACACUUCUUUGGUGGCCCCUAAACAGGAAGUAGCAAUGGACGCAGCAGCGGCGGAGGAAGAAGCUCAGGGACAGGACAAUUUGGCGACACCGAGCACCUCUGGAGAAUCCUAGGCCUCUUAAAACUCUUUGAUGUCUUGUUAUUUGCUUCGCACCCUCUUAUGUGAUUGCUAAUGGGUGAAGCUGGCCAUUAGAGAGGAAAGGAAACACGGAGAGUAAGCAACUAAGGACUAUUGAAACAUAGCCAUGAAUACUCAAGAGCAAGACUCUUUAUAAAUACACCAGACCAACAGUUCAAAAUUCAGAUGUAAUUUUUCUAUUUUUUCAAUGUAGCAAGAGCAAUACUAAAGACUUGUAAGGAGAUUUAGAAAUGGUUUGUAAAAAAAAAAAGAAAAGAAAAGAAAAUUUGAUCAGAUGAGGGUUUUUUUUUCUUUUGUAUAAGAGUAAGGCAAACAUUGUAGCUUGUAGAAUUGCCAAAACUUUCACUCUGAACUACUGUCCAACAUGUCGUACUGUAGCAUUAACAUAUGCCACAGAUAUUUAAAUAGUCUAGAUUUGCUUCUCUGCAUUGUUAUGUGAAUACCAUGUGAAUAGGUGAACUGAACUGAAUCUCAGGUAGAUGUCUGGCUUAGGAUCGGGACCUUGAGGACAAGGUCUUCCCUAUGUGCACACACUUGUUUAUAUGAAACAUUCAUGGUUUAAUAAAUUUGACUGUAACACCUCCA
This is a messenger RNA of Maylandia zebra (zebra mbuna), 2300 nucleotides long. RefSeq names its product transmembrane protein 200C, genome duplicate b (gene tmem200cb). NCBI's taxonomy places the organism in Eukaryota, Metazoa, Chordata, Actinopteri, Cichliformes, Cichlidae. The record is from RefSeq and is a predicted model, not a curated record.